Molecule: messenger RNA, 2882 nt
Organism: Drosophila kikkawai
Lineage: Eukaryota; Metazoa; Arthropoda; Insecta; Diptera; Drosophilidae
Product: SANT and BTB domain regulator of class switch recombination
Source: RefSeq, a predicted model, not a curated record
UCUUGUUUUUGUAAAUGCACUGUGUUGUUAUGAGCAACCGAGAAAUCAAUCAAUAAUGUCCAAUUCCCAUCGAUUUGUGCCUCGGAAAGGAUGCAAAAAUCGGGCUCCGACGAGGCAGCUGCCGCUGGGCAGCCAGAGGAGCCGCCACAAUCCGCCAGUCAGGCAACGGCAACGCAAAAGUCGAUUGAGGCAGGCGGCGGCGGCAGUGGCGCCGAGUUUCAAAUCAGUUUGAACGAAUUUUUGGAGUUUUUAAAGCUCUCCUGUCAUGUCAACGAUAUGAUAGCGAAGGCCGACAUGGGAAAACCACCACACACCAGGGAGCCAGUGCCGCCGAUGGAGGCCGGUGCUGGCGCUGGGGCCACAGCCAAGCGAAAUUCCAAAAAAGACGAGUUCGACUUUGAUCUUUUGGCAGACAACACGCUGGUCAACGCGCUGCUGGGACUGCGACGCCCGUCCCGCUCCUCCGCCACUGUCGCCGCCGCCUCCCUGCUGCCGGAGACGAAAACCAGCAUGUUGCGUUGCGGACACAGUCAUAGCAAUUCGCGCUCCCGUCCCGAGUCCACGUACCGCGGCCUGCAUCCCAAGCUAGUCGAGCAACUGGAUACGGUGAUCAACGAGGGCGUUCUGGACUCUGUUCUAUCCUUCAUUUGUCCAGUUCCCAUGCCUGCGCCACUCCAGAGUGGCAAGAAUAAGACGAGCAAGCUGCCAGCACAGCAAAUCCUACCUGUGCCCACUUCCAUGCCUACAUCAUCUGCUCCUAUUCCGCCGGCUGCUCCGAUUCCUGGCGGUUCAAAGUCCUUGAUGGAGCUGGGCCAUUCGCAUGGAGGAUUGCCAGCAACAGCAGCUUCAGUUCCUUGCCUGGCCCAGGGAGCAGGCGGGGAUGCGGCUCACCAGGAUCAGAUCACCAACAGCAUGGUGCGUGCCUUGGUCAAGGAACCGAUUCCCAAGCCGGGGGUCACGAAUGCCGGCAGAAGGAAGUCCCUAAUGUUGGUGAAGGAUAGCAAGCAUUCCAGGCAAGAGAAAAAGGAACCCGAGGUGGUAAUCCACGUCUGCGACGAGGUGAAGAACACCUCCAAAGACUUCACCUGUCCGCAGCAUUUGCUGGUAACCAAAAUGGGUUACUUUGCGGACGUGACAGCUGGCCAGAGGCUGGAAGAGAUGGACAUAUCCGUGCACUGUGACAUUCUCAUCUUCGACUGGCUAAUGAAGUGGAUCAAGCACAGUGCCCAGAGCCAAGAUCUGCCUGUAUCCGGCCAGAGCAACGGUCCCCAGUUGGAUGGCAAUAAUGUGGUCCCCAUUUUGGUAUCGGCCAGUUUCCUUCAGAUGGAACCGUUGUUGCUCGAGUGUCUGGCCUUCUGUCAUGCCCAUCUCAGCGAAGUGGUGCGCACCUCGACGAAUUUAUCGUGCUUGAACGAUGCUCUGGUCACCCGGCUGGCGGCCAUGUUCACCAAUCUAGAACUGGAGAUGGUAAGGGACAAAAAGGAGCGGGUGACACCGCGCCUGUGGACAAAGCUAAUACAAUCGCUCUGCGAACCGGAUCCGGAGGCACUGCGUGGGCAUUUCUAUAGCAUGUCUGGUUUGUUCCGAUGCUCGCGAUGCUUCAACUGUGUGACCAACACCAUGAAGUCCUAUGUGAGCUGUGUGCCCAGCAACAUUCGGCUAAACCGUUGGGGCCAGCUGAUGAGUUACCAUGUGCGCGACACCAACUGGGAUCUCAAUGCCUACAUUGUGCAGCUCUUCAAGGAGCUCAAGUCGUGGCGGAAGGUGUACUGGAAGCUCUGGGGCCACUGCCAUUAUCUCUACUGCUGCACUUGCGAGGCCCACUUCCCGGUGUAUCAGAUGCACUGGUGCCGUUAUCACCCGGAGUCGCCGAAUUUCUUGGGACCCGUUGGCGCCGCCGGGCCAGCUGGACGCUUCUCCUGCUGCGGCCAGCAGGCCUUUCGCUAUGAAACGCUGCCGGGACCAAAUGGCUGCCAGUUCCGGGAGCACAGUGUCCUUGUGGAGACCGAUCGUGAGCGCGCCAUUUUGGCCAUUGCCCAGUUGGUGGGCGAGAACUAUGCACUGUGUGAGCUGCCGCCUCUAAGGAUCCAGGAGCUGGCAGCUGCCGGCGAAAUCAGUCCCAGCUGGCAGGGCAUCUCUCUGACGCCCCAGAGGUGCCGUCAGGGCCUCCUACCGCAGCUCUGCAUGGAUAGUGUCCUUAAAAGAGUGACCAACCACCGGGUGAGCCGUCGUAUGAGGGGAUCGCGCUAUCAAAUGGACACCAGCACAGACUCUGAGACGACGUCCACCAGCGAGGAGGAUGCACGAUGCCAGCGCCCACGAAUGCGCAAUGUACGCGAUGACGAUGAGGAUUAUAGCUCCAGCAGCGAUGGCUGCGAGUCGGAGCAUCGUGCUCCGCCGCCACGAAAGACGCGUGGCAAGAAGUCACGCAAGCGUCCCACCGAUGUAUCGGGUCGCUUUUGGUCCGGUGAGCUCUCGGCCCGCAGCAAUCAGGAUCAUCAGCGCGACUUCGAGGAGAAGAUCAUGAAACAGGUGGCCAGCUAUGUGACCAAAAAGACCGGAACGGAUCAGUGUUUGGUACAGAAUGCCCAGCCACUGGGCGGCGUCUAUGUGCGCCUCGAGUCCGAGUGGAAGGAGAUGCUUAAGCAGCGUCACAAUAGCCAUCACAACAUCGGCGGAAGCAGUGCCUCUGCCGGCAUGGGCUCCAUGCCCCAAGGCAGCAACACCUGUCUGGGAUCGGCGGCCAUCACAGCAGGUGGAUCUACCGUUUCGGUCAUGUCCAAGCAGAAGCACAAGUAGAAAUUCAUGUAGACCAAAUAUUUAGUCGAAUUUUUAGCGCAAAUCAAAAUAACAUGAAAUAUACAAAACGUCUAGCAAAAAUA